AUGUUUUACUUGUACAAUAAAUUCACUUCCGCAUCGACGAGAAGUCAUGAAGAAAAAAAGGACAACAUCGUAGAUGCCGGGAGAGAUGCAACUCUUCCAGCUUCUGAGAAUGUCACCAGAGGGAGAAGCAGUGAAAGGGACAACAAGGCAGAGGAGGACGAUUUAUUCUGUGCCCUGGAGGAAAAUGAACGAAGUAGGGAAGUCAUAAUGGAAAAUGAAAGGCAUGAGAACGGAGUGGAAGAAGGAAGCGACAUUUUCUUAAUAGGUGAGAAAAUGAGCGCAAGAUGUUCUGCUUCCGAGUUUAGUAGACAGGGGGGGGACACUUGGUGGGAUGGCAACCCCACUUGGGGAGCGAUGGCUCCCCUGGAAGGCCAAGUUGGCACACACCUCGAUCAGCCAAGUGAACAUCACCAAAAUGGGUCCAAAACUGAUCAGCCAAAUGAAAAUGCCCAACACGGAGGUCCCCUGUGUGAAGAAUUUGACGAAGACGGUGACGAGUUUUUCAAAAUAGACCAAGACAAUUUUUCCUCCUUCACGUUUGCAGUUAGCUGUGCUACUGAAUGGAAGGGGGAAAAGGAACACUUGCAAAACUCAAACGAUGAAGCGCAAAUAAAAGAUUCCACUAAUGAACAACACAAGGAAUACCCUUUUGAAAAUGGUUACCUAUUUGAUAAUAGCUCCGAUCAUGUGAAGAUAAAUCUAUCCUUACAUCCCAGGGCUCAAAUGGAAAGUGGCAAUUUUGACCAAACAGUGAUGAACGGAUGUUCACCUAGGGGGGAAAUGGCCUCAUUUGUGGAAUUUAUAUCCCACGGAAAUUUGACAAGAUAUUUUAAUAAGGGGGAAGAAUGCGAAGAGGAAAAUGAAGGAGGCAUACAAUUUGAGGCCAAUGUUUCCACGCACAUCCAAGAGAGGGAAAGAAAUCUGGAAGGCAUUUUUAAAGAAGAAUCUGUGUUGCAUACACUGUUGGAGGGGGAACCUAUUGCUAGUGAGGGGGAAGAGGAAUGCCCAUUGGGGAUAAUUGAAGACAUCGAUGUGUCAUAUGAGAAGGAAUCCAGGGGAGAGACCCGGAACACGAUGAGUCGUAUCAGAGGGGUUGGCCAAGACCGGGUUGAAAAGGGGGCAGAGGUGAACAACCCAAAUGAAGCCGAAAAGGACACCACGAAUGAGCUCCAUAUGUUCGACCCAAUAAUGCCUGAUGACGAAGAAUCUGAGUGUAAUUUUUUCCAAGGAGUGCACUUCCCCCAAAAGUGGCAAGCUGCUCCCCGUGAAGGUCCACGUAGUGGUGACUAUAGCCAUGCCGACAAUGGCAAGAGCAAUUUCUGCCCCGUGGACAUACACAUUUGCCCCAAAAGUAGUGAAAACAAAUUCAAAUUGAAUUUCUGUUCAUAUGAAUUCCCCGGGCCAGCUAAUAUCAAUGGCCAAGAAGAGGAAGAUAGGGACGCCUGCUUUGAUAAUAAAAAGUUAGAGAAGAUAAGCGAAGAAUUGGAAACACAGAAUUGGAACCGCCCAAUUGAGAAUCCUUCUCGCGUAGAUAGCGAGAGAGGGGCGGUACAACCAAAGGUGGUAGGUGAAAAUGGUAAAGAAGUUCGAAGCAAAAACCUGUGUGAUGAAAAACAAGCCUGUGAAGUAGGACAAAGUGGUAUAACCGAAAAAUGGGACGAAAAAAAAUUGAUGCAGAUAAAUACCUUCCAAAGGACGAAUUUCGAAAUGGAUAAUGUAAAAAAGUCGUCUGAUGUUUUUUUAUGUCGUGACGAUGAACAGUAUGAAGUUGCUUCCAUUUCGGAGAAUCAUGGAGAGGAAUCAUUUUUUUUUGAAAAUAAGGAAAAGAUCGAAACAGUGAACCUAGAAAAGAGCGAUGAAAGGAAAGCUGUAUCUGUGGGUGAGGAGGUGCUUCUUGUGGAGGUGGCUGUGCAGGGCGGUGAGGAUGAUUUUUCGCUUUUUCAAAGUGAGCAGUCGGUGAGAGUAGUGGAAGUGGAAAAUGAGGAGAGCGCAUCCCUCCUUGAAAAUAAGCAAACGGUGGAGGUGGUGAACAUGCUGGACAUGAUGAACCUGCUGGACGUGGUGGAAGACGACGGAGGAGCGAGCGCAAAGGAGAGGAAUUUCUUCGAUAGAAAAGAAACCUACGAAACAGAAGAAGCCGCGGAAGAAAGCAAGAGGAAAACGCUGCAUGAUGUUUUUUCAUUCGAAACAGUGGAUUUAAAAAGUGGGAAUUCCAACGAAUCGGCCAAAAUUAGCACAUACAUAGGGUUAGACGAGUUCAGUGGGAAGAACGAGGUGGGGGGAAAUUUGUAUGAAACAGGAGAAGACACAGAAAGAGUUGCAGUGCAAAGGGAGGAAGAGGAAGGUGGCAAAGGGGAACAGGUUAACAUCGAAGAAAUGAAUGAAUCAAAGGGAGACAGCCAUUUUAGUGACAAAGAAAUGGAAGAAAUAAAAACAGUCGAAUUGGUUGGCCAAACUAAAAAGAAGUUUUACCCGCACAAAGAGGAAGAAGAUUCAGGUAAUGAUCACGAAUUAGAUGAGGAUAGCAAAUGCCUAGAAGAUAACCCAGAUGAUGAUGCAGAAGAUAUAUUAGGAGAGAAUCUCAUAAAGGAGGGUGAAGAAUUGAAUUCCAUUCUUCUUCCAAAGAUUACAAAUGAGCAAUUUGUGCAGGAACAAGAUAAUGGGACGGAAAAUAAAUUAGAGAGUUUAUUAUGUGUGCCCUCAAAUAUGAUGCAAAAAAAUUUUCUUUUUGAUCAACAUAAAAGAGACAUGCUCCCCACCACCGGUAGAGACACUAACCCAGUUCGUGCCAACGAUAUAGAGGAAAAAAACAGAUGGGAGGAAGAUAAACAAACUGAGUGCGUCGAAACGGUUAAGGAGCCGGAAAUCUGCAUGCAAAUAUGGAAUGAAUUUUACGAAAAGGAAGCAGCUCAAAAGGUGCACUGCCAUGGAAAGAUGAUCAAGGAGAAUGGGACGGAUGCGAUGACAGGGUUAACAGAUGAGGAAAUUUUCGAAGCAGCUAAUUUGAAUGAUAAAAAGGAGAAGAAGAAAAAAAAAAAAAAAAUUAAAAAAUCCCGCAUAAUAAGUGAAAAACCUUUUGAAUAUGAUUCGGGCAGUUUGAAAUAUUUGAAGGCCGUAAAGGAGCUACCACCACUAGAUUUUUUAAAGUGCAAAGAUUUGAGACCAUUUUUGCGUCUUUUUAACAUAGUUCUGAAGGCAGUGCGUAUGUUUCGCUCCAGCGAGGAUUACUUGUACGUUUUGGCGGGAGAUGAAACCGGGUGCAUUUACGUGAAGCUGGAAAUGAAGCAUGAGAAGUUCUGCCAGGAGGACCAAACCUUCAUGCUUGCCAAUUGCUGUGUAUCUGUUGAAGCGGGUCAUGCCUUUUUAGAAAUUAACGAGUACAGUGAUAUUUUCUCAUUGAAGUAUAACCCCAUAGGAACUGUGAACAAAAGCGUAAAUUUCUCUGAUUCGAAAUUUCUUGCAUUAUGA
Messenger RNA from Plasmodium inui San Antonio 1, 3468 nucleotides. RefSeq lists its product as hypothetical. Bases 1 to 3468 code for a protein of 1155 amino acids. The record is from RefSeq and is a predicted model, not a curated record. Lineage: Eukaryota; Apicomplexa; Aconoidasida; Haemosporida; Plasmodiidae. The transcript is spliced from 3 exons.